UGUAGCUACAGCGGAAGAAUACCAGACAACAAGCAACAAGGGAGAACAACAGGGCCUUUUAGAGGAAAUGACAAACAGGUUAUAUUAUCCUGUUAGUCAGCCUCAUAUUGUCUGUGGGCUCAGUGUGAGCCCAGUAGGGAAAACCAUGGAGCAGAGGAACCUUGGAGAGGAGGUUGAGAAUCAGUUCAACGAUGUGCUCUCCAGACUGCAGUCCAAGGCCGCCUUCCGCUCCGACUGGGACAAAGCCUCUUUUGCGGUCUUCUUCAUCUUUGUCGGUAUGGUUCUACUGCUGCUGAUCCUGGUUCUCAUCCGCUGCUGUUGCUGCUGCUGCUGUGAUGAGAAGCCCCGAAGACAGAAAGUUGGAAUAGAGAACAUGGCUCUGGAGCACUGACAGCUGACUCAAAGUAAUUUGAUUUCUACAAGCAACUGACAAAGAAUCAGCUAGAUUUUGUCUUCUAGAAGCAGUGCCCAGUGCUUUUUAUCCAUGUGCCAAAGUGCUUUGCAUUUACACACAACUGCAUCAGAAUAAGUGCUUUCACUCUGGUUGAGAAUGAAGGUUUUUUUUUUUUCCCUGACCCAAUUUGCCACCUAAUUGUGGAAAUCAGAGCCAUGUGAUGUUGUCGACAUGCAAUUCUGUAUGUUCAUUUCCAAGACGCCACCAAUGAGGAACUGGAGUCAGCUGAUUGGAGAGUUUUAACCACAACAACACUGAUUUCUGCUUCAGAUUUGAUUUCUUUGGAAACUGGGGUAACAUCACUCUCUUCCUUUGCUUUUCAAAAGGCUUUUAACAUGAAGAAUGAAGUUUGUACAUACUGUUCUAUUAAAAUGGAAACUUUACCAAUGACAUUUUCUCAUGUAUGUCAAU
Molecule: messenger RNA, 865 nt
Organism: Myripristis murdjan (pinecone soldierfish)
Lineage: Eukaryota; Metazoa; Chordata; Actinopteri; Holocentriformes; Holocentridae
Gene: smim22
Product: small integral membrane protein 22
Exons: 4
Coding region: 68-391 (107 amino acids)
Biological process (GO): regulation of cell population proliferation
Source: RefSeq, a predicted model, not a curated record